Molecule: messenger RNA, 1665 nt
Organism: Coccidioides posadasii C735 delta SOWgp
Lineage: Eukaryota; Fungi; Ascomycota; Eurotiomycetes; Onygenales; Onygenaceae
Gene: BTN1
Product: battenin CLN3 protein
Biological process (GO): regulation of intracellular pH
Cellular component (GO): membrane; vacuole
Source: RefSeq, a predicted model, not a curated record
AUUGGAAACAACAGGAGGUGGAAAUCUUUUCACAGGUGUUAUCUAUGAAUUUUGCUAUCCUGAGAUAGUUUUGUUUCUAUUGAAUUGAACCUUCAUACAAAUACAUAUCAAUGAUGCAACUUGCUGAAGUCUUGGGCUCGUGUGCAUUCUAGAUGCUUGGAUACCCUUCCAUCGCUUUUGCUAUUCAGGUUAUUUCAAAGAAAACAUAAAGCUACAAAGCAGAAAUUUGAUGGACUUGGCCAUAUGCCGGAAUCUCAAUCGCCAGCGAUGCUCCCGCUCCCAUGCGCGCCGAGUUCAUCCUGGGCGGUGUUCUGGGGGCGCUUUCGAGCACUCUUCCACAAUGCUGAUCCAAGGGUGUGUGCUGCAUUUUGGUUAUUUGGCUUAAUCAACAAUGUUCUCUAUGUUAUCAUUCUAUCGGCGGCCCUCGACCUCGUGGGCCCUGAAAUCCCCAAAGGCGUCGUCCUUCUUGCCGAUGUUAUCCCUUCGUUCUUGACCAAGCUCUGCGCCCCCUACUUCAUCCACCUUGUUCCGUAUCCCAUCCGGAUACUCAUAUUUGUCGCGCUCUCCGCCGGCGGCAUGCUCCUCAUCGCCCUGUCGCCGGCCUACGACCCAAACAACCCCGCGCAGAACUUCAUAUCCACCAAGAUGUGUGGUGUGGUGCUCGCUAGCCUAUCAUCCGGCGGCGGGGAACUGAGCUUCCUGGGCCUUACUCAUUUCUACGGAGAGUUUAGCCUGGCCGCGUGGAGCAGCGGGACGGGAGCAGCGGGACUGGUAGGUGCGGGAGCGUACGCGCUGGCGACGACGUCGUUUAAGUUGAGCGUGCGCACAACCCUGUUGGCUUCAGCGUGUCUACCAGGAGUGAUGGUUAUGAGCUUUUUUAUGAUCUUGCCGCUCACGCCAUUGAGGAAGCUCGAGAGGACCGGAGAAGGGUAUCAGCCCAUUUUGGGCGAGGGGGCCGGUGAGAGAAGUACUAAUUAUGAUACGAACGAUAGUGGAGUGAUCGGGAACGAUUUCCAGGACGACAGGGCAGAGAACGAGGGGCUACCCGAAGCCAACGCUGAUAACGAUAUCAAGGCCCCUCACCUCGGAGAUGAAGGGCUAUCGUGGAAGCAGUUCAAGACCAAUUUGAAGCGAGCCAAAGUUUUGUUUUUCCCCUUCAUGCUGCCUCUUCUCCUUGUCUACAUCGCAGAGUACACGAUCAACCAAGGGGUGGCUCCUACACUACUCUUCCCCCUGGAUGAGAGCCCGUUCUCCCACUUCCGCUCGUUCUACCCGACCUACAACGCCAUCUACCAGAUCGGGGUGUUCAUCUCGCGCUCCUCGACGCCCUUCUUCCGCGUCCACGAUCUAUACUUCCCAUCUUUCCUGCAAGUUGCCAACCUCGCGAUCCUCACGCUGCAGGCGCUGUUCAACUUCAUCCCCAGCGUCUACAUCGUGUUCAUCGUCAUUUUCUGGGAGGGAUUGCUGGGAGGACUGGUGUAUGUUAACACCUUUGCGGAGAUCACAGACACGGUGCGGGAGGAGGACCGUGAGUUCUCGCUCGGCGCGACAACGGUCAGCGACUCUGGCGGCAUCUGCGUGGCCGGACUGCUGGGGAUGGUGUUCGAGGUGUGGUUGUGCAGCUGGCAGGUCAGCCGGGGAAGAGAUUACUGCAAGAAGAUAUAG